GAGACAUUAGAGAGUUGUUUUAGGAAGUCCGUUUGGUUCUGAUUAGAAGGAAUUACGCAACUUUACUCUUUUAUAUUUUGCCCUUUGGCUUUUCAGAUGUUUGGUUUUUUUGUUUUCUUUUUCCUUUUCUUUGAUAUGUACUUAUUUAUUUAUUUAACAAAAUAUCAAUUUCCCCAUUAUUUAUUUAAAUAGUGGCACUUUUUUUUUUUUUUCCAUUAUCCCCCAACCCAUUUUUUUCCCGCCAUUAAUUUCACUGGACCCCCCCAAAGCCUCCAUUCUUUAUUAAAAAAUAAUCCCUUAUAUCCCUGUUGAAAAAUAAUCCCUUAUGAUCCUGUUUGGAUGGACUUAUUUUAAGCAUUUUAUAAGAUGCAAACAGCUUAUAAGCUUAAAAAAAUAAGUUGAAAUAGUUUAACUUAUUUUUUUUGGUUUAUAAACUGUUUGCAAUUUAUAAAUUAUUUUAAAUAAGCUAAUUUAAACAGACUCAAUUAUUUUUUUAAGCUUAUUUUAAACAUAAAAUAACUUUAAAUUAGCUAGUAAAAAAAAAAAGGCUGAAGCAGCCUAUAUGCAACUUAUAAACCAAUCCAAACGUGCUCUAUAUCCCUUAUACUAUAUAUUGAAAAACCGUAGAAGUAUGUAAGGGUUUUCUCUAAAAAUAAUCCCUUAUAUUAUCCUAAUAUUUUCACUUUGUCGAAGCUUCGCCGGUGAAGGUUUCACUCCGGCGAAGGUUUCUUCUCCGGCAAUAGUUUCACUACAGUGAAGGUUUCUUCUCAGUCUAUCUCCAUCUACAGGAUAUUCAAUGGAUGUUACAGAUAAAAGUUGGAUGGAUCUCCGAAGAUCCACCUAUGAAUAUAUGCGUGGAGUGAAUGAUUUUCUUGAUAAGGCAUUUGAACGAGCUUCUCAAGGAAAUGAAAUAUUAUGCCCUUGUAAAAGGUGCUUUAAUCGGUAUUGGCAUGAUCGAGAGGGGGUGGAGGGUCACUUGGUUGGUUAUGGAUUUGCUCGUGGAUACACCAAAUGGGCUUUCCAUGGGGAAGGAUUUUCCUCAAGAAAUAAGCCGCAUCUAACCAAUGAUAUUGAAACUUCCGACAUGCAUGACGAUAUCGAUGGAUUACUUCAUGAUACUUUUAGAAAUGUAGAAGGUGAUCUGAGGCUUGAAGGAGUGAGAGAGGGACCAUCUGAAGAUGCAAAGAGAUUUUUUAAAUUAGUGGGGGAAGGAAAACAAGAGUUGUAUCCGGGGUGUAAAAUGUUUUCUAAGUUGAGUUUCACCAUUCGGUUGUACCGGUUUAAAUGCAUUCACAGGUUAAGUAAUGUAGCCUUUUCAGACUUGUUAGACUUGAUAAAAGAGCAUUUUCGUUUGCUCAGCUCCCCGAGUCUUUCAACAAGGCAAAAAAGGUCAUAAAAGAUUUGGGUCUUAGUUAUGAAAAAUAUUCAUGCAUGCCCUAACGAUUGCAUGUUAUUUUGGAAUGACAAUGCGAAGAUGGAUAAUUGCUUUGUGUGUGGUUGUGUGUGGUUCUUCUAGAUGGAAGAAUGUUUGUGAUGAUUUGACUAAUAAGAACACUAAAAUCCCAGGGAAGGUUUUAAGGUACUUUCCUUUAAAGCCUAGGCUUCAAAGGAUAUUUAUGUGUUCAGAAACAUCUGUAGCUAUGAGAUGGCAUGCUACUGAAUGACCCAAAGACGGGAAUUUAAGACAUCCUGCUGAUGGGGAAGCUUGGAAGGAUUUUGAUUCAUUGCACCCGGACUUCUCUAAAGAUCCUCGUAAUGUUAGAUUGGGUCUUUCAAGCGAUGGUUUUAAUCCAUUCCGAACCAUGAGCAUUUCCCAUAGCACAUGGCCAGUUAUGUUAAUGAACUAUAAUUUGCCACCAUGGAUUUGCAUGAAGUCGGAGUAUAUAACGUUGUCAAUGAUCAUUCCAGUCCAUCAUCUCCUGGAAACGAUAUAGAUGUGUACCUACAACCACUAAUUGCAGAGUUGAAAGAACUAUAGGAAACAGGAGUGGAAACAUAUGAUGUUGAAACUAACCAAACAUUUGUAAUGCGUGCAGCUUUAUUGUGGACAGUUAAUGAUUUUCCAGCACUAGCAAUGCUUUCUGGAUGGAGCACCAAGGGGAGAUGGGCAUGCCCCAUUUGUAAUUAUGAUACUUGCUCUCAAUAUCUCAAACAUAGUCGUAAGAUGUGUUACUUGGAUCAUCGGACAUUUUUGCCUCCUGAUCAUCCAUUUCGAAGAGAUAAGAAAUCAUUUGAUGGUAAAAAGGAGCAUAAAGCUACACCUACUCCCUUAUCAGGCAUAGAAGUGCUUGAAGAGCUACGUGAAUUCAAUAAUGUCUUUGGAAAGGGCCAAAAGAAACGAUCUCGGAAGAAUGAUGGUCCAUGGAAGAAAAGAUCCAUAUUUUUUGAAUUGCCGUAUUGGGCACAUAACAAAUUAAGUCACAAUCUUGACGUGAUGCACAUAGAGAAGAAUAUAUGUGAUAGUUUGCUUGGGACUUUGUUGGAUGUACCGGGAAAGUCCAAAGAUCAUGUAAAUUCUCGCUAUGAAUUGCAUGAGAUGGGGAUACGCAGGGAGCUUCAACCAUUAAAAGAUGAUAAAAAUGGUAAAGUUCAUCUGGCUAAAGCUUGUUUCUCCAUGAAACCAGAGGAGAAAAGGUUGUUUUGCACAGUUUUAAAAAAUGUCAAAUUACCAAAAGGGUGCACCUCUAAUAUAUCACGUCGGGUGCAAAUGGAGGAGAUGAAAGUAUCAGGAUAUAAGAGCCAUGAUGCUCAUUUCAUAAUGCAUUACUUACUCCAGGUUGCGGUUAGAAAAGUGUUACCCAAGAAUGUGUCUUUGGCCUUGAUUAGGUUGGGGAAUUAUUUUAGAAUCAUAUGUAGUAAGGUUAUAAGAAGAAGUGAUCUUGAUAAAAUGAAGGCUGAAAUCAUAGAUAUAGUAUGUGACCUUGAAAAGAUUUUUCCUCCAACCUUUUUUGAUAUAAUGACACAUUUGCCUAUCCAUUUAGUAGAUGAAUUGAGCUUGGGGGUUCGGUUCAUUUGCGUUGGAUGUUUUCCAGUGAGAGAAACAUAUGUAAGUACAAGGGGUUUGUUCAUAAUCGAUCUAAUCCAGAAAGAUCAAUAGCGGAGGGAUUUUUGGUCGAAGAGUGUUUAACCUUUUGUUCGAGAUACCUACAUGAUGGGGUGAAGACAAAAUUUAGUAGGUAUCAGACCGAGGAUGAUGAGGGCAUUCAAACAAAGGAAGAUGACUUUUCAUAUAUAUUUCCUAAGACAGGCCAUCCAAUUGGAAGUAUGAAGAAAAGGAAAGGCAAGACUUUUGACAUGGAUAGUCAUGAGUGGUUUGAAGCACAUUGGUAUGCUUUGUUCAAUACUGGAGAUGAACAAGUAGAGACAUUUAUCAAGGAACAUAAGAAUAUAAUUGAUAAAUGUGCUAGAGGAAAUGCAUGGGUAAAAGCACAGAUUCAUAGUCGAGAAUUCAGUGAUUGGUUUAAAGAGAAAGUUAAAAAGGUUAAAGUGCCUAAUCAUUUAAUAUGGCUAUCUUAUGGGCCUAAUGAAGUGGCAAAAAGAUAUAGUGAAUAUUUUAUUAAUGGAUACCAAUUUCAUACGAUGCAACGGGAUGCCCGAUGCAAGACUCAAAAUAGUGGAGUGACUUUGUCAGCAACAGGGACCAAAAUCCCGUUGAUGGAAUGGUUACCUAUUAUGGAGUUAUUAAGGAUAUCAUUGAGAUUGAUUAUUGGGGUUGUUUAAGUGUUGUACUAUUUAGAUGUGAUUGGUUUCAUAAUGAAAUCGAUGGAUAUGGGUUGACUAGGGUAUACUUCAACAAAAAAUGCAGCAUGGAUGACCCUUUUGUACUAGCAUCUCAAGUGCAUCAAAUUUUUUAUUUGGAGGAUCCAAUUGAGAAAGAGGUUUAUUAUGCAAGAAAUAAAGUCCCUGUUGAUUUGUAUGAUUUGGAGGAAGAGAAUUGUCCUAAUAUUGAAGAAACAUUUUGGGGGGAGCUUAAUGAUGACAUUGGUUCAUCAGAGAGAUUACCCGAUGUUGAUGUCAGAUGGUCGAGAGAAGAUCUCCUUGUUGACAUCAUUGAUGUGCCUUCCGUUGCACAUCAUUCACAAGAUGUAACUAUAGAAACAUCGGAAGAGGAGGAUGGCUUUGAUGAUACUGAUUGGGAUUGGAUGGAGCCUGAUGAUUGACAAAGGAUCUACUGAACUUAUUCAAUUAUAUACUCUUCAUCAUUUUUUGUAUAUCCAUAUUUCUGCAAUAUCUUGAGGACUCUUUAACUUCACAGCAGACCAAUAAAAUUUCAGGGACUGGUGGAAUAGAUUGAUGGUGUGGUUACAAUAUCAGGAUGGAAUAAAAAUCACAUGGGAAGACGGUCUAUGCAGAAAUAGAGAAAUCUUGGAAUUUUUAAAGGGACAACCAUAUAUUAUAAAUAGUAUUGCGAGAGAAAUACUGUUUGUGUGAAAUAUCUGGGCAACUGGGAUUCUUCUGAGAUGAUUGAGGAUUUACUAUUUUUAAUCCAGGAAAAAAACAAGGAAAAUGUAUCACUUAAGGAGCUCUUUGUGGAAACAAGAGCAAGGAAACCCGGGCGCUCGUACAAGGAGUCCAAUGAAAACACAUCUAGUAAAAUUGCUGAAAUGGAGGAAAUUGAAACACAACUGAGCGCACAUGAUAGUCAGCCUGUUGAUGCAUAUUCAGCCGUUACGGAUCCUGAACAUCCGGGACGUCUAAGAUUAUAUGGAGGGGGGGGGGGGGGGGGGGGGGUUACAAAGACUUCUUUGAAAAGAAAAGCUGGCAAUUUUGAACCAACUUCAAAUGCCACAAAUGAUGUAGUGCAACAAAUGCAAGAAAAGAUCCAAAAAAUGCAGGAAGAAAUGGAGGAGCAAAAGAGAACUAUACGAUCAGAGGUUACUGCAGAAGUUACUGCAAAUGUAAUUGCACAACUUCAGCAUGCAGGAUUAAUUAGUCCAGACAUGCUAGCAACAUUGUUUGUUCCUCACCGGGAGAAGCUACUUCUGCACCACAGGCUGCUAAUCAAAUAACCCGUCGGCCAUCUACAGAUAGCAACAAUUAAGGUGGUGAAAUUGAACAAGGGGAUGAAAGAAGUGAAGACAUGACUUAGGAGGAUUGGGUUGAUGUUUUUGAAAACUGAAAACUUGUGUGUUCCACGUCUUGAAUAGUCAAAUAUUAUCUUGAUAUUUUGCUUUUAUAGAUAUUACCUUACCUCUAGGAUCUGUAUGAUGUGGGAUCUUGGAUUAUUAUUUUGGUUAUGAAUAGUUUCUUUUGAUUGGUUUA
Molecule: messenger RNA, 5262 nt
Organism: Lycium barbarum (goji berry)
Lineage: Eukaryota; Viridiplantae; Streptophyta; Magnoliopsida; Solanales; Solanaceae
Exons: 8
Coding region: 2027-3097 (356 amino acids)
Source: RefSeq, a predicted model, not a curated record